Doryrhamphus excisus (bluestripe pipefish) is the source of this 679-nucleotide messenger RNA. Lineage: Eukaryota; Metazoa; Chordata; Actinopteri; Syngnathiformes; Syngnathidae. The record is from RefSeq and is a predicted model, not a curated record.
AUGCCUGAGUCACAAAAUGCCCGUAAGUCAGUAUCACUGCUCCAGCAUCUUUUCAUCCAAGCCGGUUUCCUUGGGUGUGCCCUUACCUGCAGUCUCCACUUUCUCCACAUGGGGUCGCCGCAGAGUUGGCUAUGCUUAAUGCAGGCUGGCUCGCAGCAAUACUGCGGCAUUUGCAUCAGUCUCAUGACGUGUGGCCCAGGCCUGCUGCUGCCCAUGCGGUGUAGGAUACUGUUUAUUACCUUUGCUGUUACUGUCAUAGCGGCCAUAUCUCAACAGCACUUCCUGUCUGCAACUGAAGCACUGAGGUUUUGGACAUCUCUGACUAUCUGCUACACUCUGCUGGGUGUACAUAGUGUGACAUUCAGGUGUGUUCCUCAUUAAUCGGAGGAGCAGCACAGUCUGCAACCUAGUAAAGCGGUCCUGAAUGCAGUAGUGGUACGUCUUGGUGGUUUGAUGGUCCUGAUGCUGACUGUUGGACACUGGGUUGACGUGUUCCAUUUGGUGUAUUUCCUUAGUGAGGUCAAUUGCCUCAUCCCCACAACCGAUCUUCUGGAUGCCACCUUCUUGCAAGUCAGUGAUGUACUAGUUUCCAAAAGAACCAUACAGGGGAAAAGUACAAAUAUUCACACUAAUACACAUUUAUAAUGGUCUCUGUAAAAUCAUGAUCCAGACCUUCAGU